AUGGCGUCGUCCGCUAUUCCGCUAGAGCGUCUCGGAGGCCAUGCGUUCAACCACAGGACCAGUGUAGAGUUGGAGGAAGAGUAUGAUCGUUUGAGAGAUCUGGCUCGGGCAGAGGCAGAGAAGAAGAAGUCAUGCUUUGAUCGGGCUCAUGAAGCAUAUGAGCGUGGGGAUGGCGCCGAGGCAAAGGCUUUGUCGAACGAGGGCAAACGCCAUCAAGCGAAGCAGGCCGAGUAUAACAAAAAGGCUGCCGAAUUCAUCUUCCGGGAGAACAACGCCAUGGGCCGGAUAGCUGAGGAUACCAUCGACUUGCAUGGUCUGUUUGUUGAAGAGGCAGAGGAUAUCCUCGAAGCCAGAAUCCGUGAUGCUCAGGCUCGCGGUCAGUCCCACUUGCACGUCAUUGUCGGGAAGGGCAAUCACUCAACUGGGGGGGUCCGAAAGAUUAAGCCGCGUGUUGAGCAGCUCUGCCGAGAACUCGGUCUCGACUAUGCCACAGAGGAAAACGAGGGGCGUAUCUAUGUUGAUCUUGGUGGCAACCGUGUCGAGGCUCCUCCCCCUCUGCCCCCACAGCCAGAUGGGCACCAGUCGCACAGCCGUCCCCAGAAGAGACCGCAUCGGCCCCGGCCAGAACGGCCCCAGCGUCCACAACGCCCUGAAGAGCCGGAGGACGAUGGCAUCUUCGGCUGUAUCAAGGGCUGUUGUACGGUUAUGUAG
Messenger RNA from Podospora pseudopauciseta, 711 nucleotides. RefSeq lists its product as uncharacterized. The transcript has 3 exons. The coding region runs from base 1 to 711 and encodes 236 amino acids. The record is from RefSeq and is a predicted model, not a curated record. NCBI's taxonomy places the organism in Eukaryota, Fungi, Ascomycota, Sordariomycetes, Sordariales, Podosporaceae.